Oppiella nova is the source of this 567-nucleotide messenger RNA. Lineage: Eukaryota; Metazoa; Arthropoda; Arachnida; Sarcoptiformes; Oppiidae. The record is from the annotation of a GenBank genome assembly.
AUGCGACUGCUGUGCGGUUUGGGCGCCGGUGUGUGCGAAGCCAUAUUCGCCGUCACGCCUAUGGAGACCGUGAAAGUGAAGUUCAUUAACGACCAGAACAGCGCUAAACCCAAAUUCAAGGGCUUCGCUCACGGGGUGCGCGAGAUUGUCCGCGAACAGGGCAUACGCGGCACAUACCAGGGCCUCACCGCCACGAUCAUCAAACAGGGCUCCAAUCAGGCCAUCAGGUUCUUCGUGAUGGAGACGCUCAAGGAUUGGUAUAGAGGGGGCGACCCUACGAAGCACGUGAAUAAGCUGGUGGUCGGCGGGUUCGGUGCGAUAGCCGGCGCCGCCUCUGUCUUUGGGAAUACGCCCGUCGAUGUGGUGAAGACCCGUAUGCAGGGCUUGGAUGCGGCCAAGUAUAAGAGUACAUUGGACUGCGCCCUACAGAUCGCCAAGAAUGAGGGCUUUAAGGCGUUUUAUAAGGGAACGGUACCCCGGCUGAGUCGCGUGUGCCUCGACGUGGCCAUCACUUUCAUGAUUUACGAUUCAUUUAUGGAUCUCUUCAACAAAGUGUGGAAAACGUAA